Messenger RNA from Labrus bergylta (ballan wrasse), 969 nucleotides. Lineage: Eukaryota; Metazoa; Chordata; Actinopteri; Labriformes; Labridae. The record is from RefSeq and is a predicted model, not a curated record.
CCUCCUCAGUUACCUCUGCCUGCAGCCUCCUCAAUUACCCCUGCCUGCAGCCUCCUCAGUUACCCCUGUCUACAGCCUCCUCAGUUACCCCUGCUGCAGCCUCCUCAGUUACCCUGCUGCAGCCUCCUCAGUUACCCCUGUCUACAGCCUCCUCAGUUACCUGCAGCCUCCUCAGUUACCUGCAGCCUCCUCAGUUACCCCUGUCUGCAGCCUCCUCAGUUACCCCUGUCUGCAGCCUCCUCAGUUACCCCUGUCUGCAGCCUCCUCAGUUACCCCUGUCUGCAGCCUCCUCAGUUACCCCUGCUGCAGCCUCCUCAGUUACCCCUGUCUACAGCCUCCUCAGUUACCUGCAGCCUCCUCAGUUACCCCUGUCUACAGCCUCCUCAGUUACCUGCAGCCUCCUCAGUUACCCCUGUCUGCAGCCUCCUCAGUUACCUGCAGCCUCCUCAGUUACCCCUGUCUGCAGCCUCCUCAGUUACCCCUGUCUGCAGCCUCCUCAGUUACCUGCAGCCUUCUCAGUUACCUGCAGCCUCCUCAGUUACCCCUGUCUGCAGCCUCCUCAGUUACCUGCAGCCUUCUCAGUUACCUGCAGCCUCCUCAGUUACCCCUGUCUGCAGCCUCCUCAGUUACCUGCAGCCUUCUCAGUUACCUGCAGCCUCCUCAGUUACCCCUGUCUGCAGCCUCCUCAGUUACCUGCAGCCCCCUCAGUCACCCCUGCUGCAGCCCCCUCAGUCACCCCUGCUGCAGCCCCUCAGUCACCCCUGCUGCAGCCCCCUCAGUCACCCCUGCUGCAGCCUCCUCAGUCACCCCUGCUGCAGCCCCCUCAGUCACCCCUGCUGCAGCCCCCUCAGUCACCCCUGCUGCAGCCCCCUCAGUCACCCCUGCUGCAGCCCCCUCAGUCACCCCUGCUGCAGCCCCCUCAGUCACCCCUGCUGCAGCCUCCUCAGUCACCCCUGCUGCAGCCUCUGA